GGACAAAGGACAGGGACUGCCCCAUCGCGGGGUGGGGACACGCGGCCUCACCUCUGCCCCAUUGCGGGGGGGCGGGCCCCGUGCGUCAAGCGGGGCACGGAAGGAAGCUUGAGGCCGGGGCGGGGUGACCGCGGCCGCAUCGCCCGCGAGAGGCAGCUCCGGCACCGGCAGCAGGCAGUGGCCAUAGCAUGAAGUGGCAGCUGAACCUGCGCCUGCUGGUGCUGCCGGCACUUGCGGCACUGGUGGCACUGGUGGGGCUGCGGGUGCAGCACAGCCCCGAGGAGCCCAUCACCACGACGCCCGGCCUGCCCUGGGCGGCAUUCCAAUGGCACAGCGUCCUGGAGCCAGCCGGGAACGCCACAGCUCCCACCCGGCACCCGCUGCAGCCGCCGUACCCGCAUCCCUAUCGCUUCCUCCUCAACCAGCCCCACAAGUGCUGGGAGCGGGCGCCCUUCCUGGUGCUGUUGGUGGCGACGGGGCCGGCGGACACCGAGGGCCGGAAUUCCAUCCGGCAGACGUGGGGCAACGAGAGCUCGGUGCCGGGAGUCUCCAUCCUGCGCCUCUUCCUCGUCGGCCUCCACCCGGUGUUCGCGGACGCGCUGAGGCCGGUGCUGCAGGAGGAGAACGUGGAGCACGGCGACCUCCUCCAGCAGGACUUCCUGGACACCUACAACAACCUGACGCUGAAGACGCUGAUGGGCAUGGAAUGGGUGGCAAAGCACUGCCCCAACGCCACCUACGUGAUGAAGGCCGACUGCGACGUCUUCCUCAACCUGGACUACCUGGUGCGGCGGCUGCUCUUGCCUCCCAAAACCAACUUCAUGACGGGUUACAUCUACCGCAACACGGGCCCGCUGCGGAGCAAGGCUUACAAGUGGUACGUGCCCCACGAGGUGUACCCCAACGCCACGUACCCCCCGUACUGCGGCGGCCCCGGCUACGUCUUCUCGGCCGACGUCGCCAGGAAGGUCUACGCCGUGGCGCAGACCUUGCCCCUCAUCAACAUGGAAGAUGCUUUCGUGGGUCUGUGCCUGCACGCGCUGGGGCUCGGCAUCACCGCCAGCCCCCGCGGCCUCUUCUCCAUGGUCCGCAUCCAGUACGAGCCGUGCCGCUUCGCCCGCCUCGUCAUGGUCCAUCGCUACCAGCCCCACGAGGUGCUCGAGCUCUGGCCGCGCUUCCAAGACGCCAAAGCCACGUGUCGGCGCUGAAGGGCUGAGCCGCGCCGGCGCCGC
This is a messenger RNA of Strigops habroptila (Kakapo), 1232 nucleotides long. RefSeq names its product beta-1,3-galactosyltransferase 2-like. Gene Ontology annotation, cellular component: membrane. NCBI's taxonomy places the organism in Eukaryota, Metazoa, Chordata, Aves, Psittaciformes, Psittacidae. The record is from RefSeq and is a predicted model, not a curated record. The coding region runs from base 189 to 1208 and encodes 339 amino acids. Gene Ontology annotation, molecular function: N-acetyl-beta-D-glucosaminide beta-(1,3)-galactosyltransferase activity. The transcript has 2 exons.